ACACUUAAUGCUGCAUUUGAUGAAAAUUAGUAUAAAAGGCAAACUCCAAACUUGACCUACUCAUUCGUACUAAACUACUCGAAAAGUGAAAGACUUCGCAAAAUGCAAGCCAGCGCUAUUACAAUCCUUUCUUUAGCUCUUAUUGGUGUCACAUUGGCUGCACCGAGAUCAUCAGUUGUCAAGGCUCAUGCUGACAAUGGUAUACUGAACUUGUUGGCACAAUCCAAUUUGUUGGGUUCUUCCGGUGAUCCUGAAAUCACCACCGAAUGCUUCAACCAUUUCAUGCCGAUCUUAAAUGAAAUUUCUACCAACUUCUCUGUGGAGUAUGAGCAAUGUGUCAACGUGGCCACACAAGCGUCAGCCAAUCUCUCCGCCGAGGCAGCUCUGAAUCGUGCAACUUUCAUGAAGGAAACCUCCGCGAUUUGCAGUGAUUUCACCUCCUGCCACAGUGACACCGAUAAUUUGGACUUCUUCAACUGCUACGCCACAGCCGCCUCAGCGGAUAUCAAUGAAAUCUAUAAUUUGUCGACCGAUGCUUCGAACGCAGCCAUUUCUCUUGAGGGAGGUUUGCAACAAAUCAAGGACACCGAGAAUAUCUGCACCAACACCGCUCAAAGCACCUACACUGAGAAGACCUCCGAGACCUAUAGAGAAAUGAAUGAGUGCUUCAUCAAUGGCUUACCGUCUGCUAGCACUAUUGCCAUUAAUUGAGUCAAUAUUGUUUCUGGCAAAACUGUUUUAGUUACAAAAUAAAAAUUGGGUACAAGAAUAUUCAAAAUGUA
Molecule: messenger RNA, 782 nt
Organism: Zeugodacus cucurbitae (melon fly)
Lineage: Eukaryota; Metazoa; Arthropoda; Insecta; Diptera; Tephritidae
Exons: 3
Coding region: 103-711 (202 amino acids)
Source: RefSeq, a predicted model, not a curated record